This is a messenger RNA of Klebsormidium nitens, 831 nucleotides long. The record is from the annotation of a GenBank genome assembly. Lineage: Eukaryota; Viridiplantae; Streptophyta; Klebsormidiophyceae; Klebsormidiales; Klebsormidiaceae.
AUGGUGUCGACUGAUCGUGCGCGCCGCUCGCCAAUGGAGCUGUUGCUCGUAGUCCUUGGAGUCGUGCUGCUGACCUGUGGGGCUCCCGUGCUGGGGAUUCUUCCCGGAGGAGGCGGAGACCCCCACAUGUUUGGCCUCCAGGGGGAGAAGUUUGACUGGCAUGGUUAUCCUGGCGAAUCUUUCUGCAUGAUCAGCGACUCCAACAUCCAGAUCAACACGCACCUGAUUGGUCAAAACGGCGUGACUUACUUUGAUGCAAUUGCGGUGCUGUACAAGAUUGGGGAUACUCAGCACGAAGUCAGCCUCCAGCUGAAUCAGGAUGUCUCCUCCGACGACGAUGCCAACUUCGCCAUCACUUUGGAUGGGCGACCCAUCGCGCCUGACGCUUUCACCGGGCACUCCGUCUGCGAUAAAUUCGGCCCCCUCCGGGUGUUCUCGUCUCCCGGCGCGGGGAUCGAGCUCUCCAUGGCGGAAGAGAACGGUUUCGCCGUCGUUCUCGUUGUCGAAGGCCUGGCCAACAUCACGAUCACCACCGAACGCCACGACAUGCCCGCCGGCAAGCAUCUCGACUGGUUCAUCGACUGGAUUCACGCGACUUCCGAAGUGCACGGCGUUUUGGGGCAGACCUUCCAGCCCUCCCGUGCGGACGCCAUCGCAGCAGCUAUGAAGGUGAACGGCCCCCAGAUGCAGGCCGCUGACGUCGUCGAAGGAUCCGACGACGAGUACCGCACGUCGACCCUGCUGGCGCCCGACUGGACCACCGCGUUCCCGAUCACCGUUAAGAACGCGGGUUGCGCCUCGGGGUCCUCCGCCGCCUGCAACCUCGGGUGA